CUGAGCACUGAGAAGCCUUCACGCGCUCACACAACAGCAUCUCACAGUCAGAGUCAGCAAGAGAGUUUGAGUCCGUCAGCUCUCCAAGCACACCAAAGACUUUCAGUCUCAAAAAGCCGCACAGAUACAAAAGGAAGAGAAAGAAAAUAAGAAUAGGGUAUAAAAGACCAAAUUUCUUUCUUUAUUUUUUUACAAGCUGCAAAAGAGGGAAUGCCAUCGAUAAACAUGAAACUGGAGAUGUUGACGCUCAUCGCCUGCGAUGUAGACACUGAGGUGUUUACGUCCGACAAAAUGCAGGAGCGGUUUGAGGCUCUGUUCAGGAUCUAUGAUGAUCAGACGACCUUCCAGAUGUUCAAGAGUUUCAGAAGAGUUCGGAUCAGCUUUAGCACUCCAGAGGCUGCUGCGCGUGCACGCAUUGAGCUCCAUGAAUCUGAUUUCAACGGCACUAAACUAAAACUGUACUUCGCACAGGUGCAGAACUCAGGGGACGAUGUGGACAAGACAUACCUUGCCCCACCUCAACCUGUCAAGCAGUACCUCAUCUCUCCACCUACGUCCCCACCUGUGGGAUGGAGCCAGAGUGAAGAUGCCACACCAGUGAUCAACUACGACCUGCUGUGUGCUGUGGCCAAACUGGGACCAGGUGAGAAGUACGAGCUGCAUGCGGGUACAGAGUCCACUCCUAGCGUGGUGGUCCAUGUGUGUGACAGUGAAAAUGAGGAAGAGGAAGAAGCCCGGCCAAAAACCAAGAUUGUCCAGACCCGACGCCCUGACGGUCCCCCGAAAGUCUACAACUAAAACCUUUGGCACAUUUUACACGUUUUUCUCUCUGUGUCUCUUUCUCUCAUCCAGGAAGAGGCAAGCUUUAUUUCAAUAACAAAAAAAGCGAAACUAAGAAAUGGAUGGAUUUGGAGGGGUGCCCCGUGCACAGGUGACGUGUGGUGUUCUGAACCGGACUCAUGGACCGAACACACUGUCUCACUGCUGCCUCACGGGACAGCCAGGGGCCGAUGAGCUUGCAACCCCCCUCUCACAAUCAUAGCACUUUCAUUCCCUCAUUUAGAGUCUUUGUACUGUAUCACAGAAGAGCAGUAAUUGUAUUUAACAGUCGUAGAAGUAGGUUGCAUUUAAACUUUGUUACUGUUUGUCACUUUAAAUGAUCAUCAAAGAAAAUAAUGCUUUAAAAAAGGGAGCAGACCUGUUCUGUUCCUCCGUUUCUCUCUCGACAGCCGUGUCCGUGUUUAUCUCCAUAACGGUCAGGUUGGCACACCUGCAGAGGUGCCGCGCAGCUCGCUGGGAUUGUGACCCGUGUGCAUUUAUGCCUGUUCAUACCAUGCUAGAAUGGGAUGACGAGUUGUUUAAUGGAAAUGGUAAGAACGAAGGUGUCGCCUGAAGUGUUUCUGUCAUGUUGGUUUUGACGAGAAGGUGUUUAAUAAGUUAGAUGUGUAUUAUUCUUACUGUGUAUUUGAUACUACACAUUUUUGCAUGCUUACUGGCGUAUUUUACACUCUAUGUUAAAGCAACUUUAAGCAUAUCUGAUCGCUGUCUUUCAGAGUGAGUGGCCUUGGAAAGGGAAGAAACAGUUGUCAGGUGUAAAGUUCAACAUUUUGUACUUGUAUAGCGCAUCAUUCACUUGCAGGCCAGACAAACAAUUAGGAAAAAGCACAUGAUUUGGGUCUUGGUUUUACAUCAUCUCUGUUUGGUGUGCUUCUCACUUUGUAUUGUUAAGCACUGAGAAUGUUUAGUGUUAUUCAUAUCUUUGUAGAUUUACUGAAUCUACAUUGACCUGUUUGUUUGGAAAUAAAAACAGUGUGCCGAGUGACCUGGCCCAGAACCACUGUGUCAACACUUGACUACUGUCAUGUCAAGGUUAAUUGUUAAGUUAUGUAUUUUGCAUUGACAGAUAAAAAAAAUCACAGAAAAAUGAAAAUUCUGUCAUCACUUACUUAUUUACUCAUAAACCUCCACUGUGUUAAUUCAUACCAGAAUGUUAAAAACAGAUGAAAAUGGAUGGACGAAAAUGUCAUUUAAAGUGUGUUUUAGUAAUAAUGUACAGUCAGUGAAGUAGGAUGCAAUGUUUGACCAUCAGAUUGAGGAUUGCAGAGAGGUUUGUCAUGAUGGUGGUUAAAUUAGCCUUAUAAAAAAGUCACAUUUUAGUCACACAAAAAAA
Molecule: messenger RNA, 2170 nt
Organism: Carassius auratus (goldfish)
Lineage: Eukaryota; Metazoa; Chordata; Actinopteri; Cypriniformes; Cyprinidae
Product: calcipressin-3-like
Exons: 4
Coding region: 211-798 (195 amino acids)
Biological process (GO): calcium-mediated signaling
Cellular component (GO): nucleus; cytoplasm
Molecular function (GO): calcium-dependent protein serine/threonine phosphatase regulator activity; nucleic acid binding
Source: RefSeq, a predicted model, not a curated record